UAGUACGAAUUAAGUGUAAAAUUAAAAAAAAAAAAAGUUUUGUUAAAAUGAAGACUGUAUUUUUAAUUUUUGCAAUAUUUAUAUCUACAUCUGUUAGCAUCGAUGAAGAAAUCAAAGUACUUGAUUUUAGCCGACAAACAGUAAAUCUACAGUGGUAUAAUAAAAAUUGCCGAACUUGUGUAGUUAUUGUUCAUGACAAAACAUUUAUGAAAAGUACACACGAAGCGGAAAUUAAAAUCAGAUCAGGAUUAGUUAAGAGCAGAGUAUUUGGACUUCUACCUGGACAUUUGUAUAUAUUCGAAAUUGUAUGUUUUAAUAAGAAAGGAGAUUUUUAUCGAAUUUUGAGUAAAGAAGUCACAACUGAAAAAGCAACAGAACGACCUAAUAAACCCGAAGGACCACUUCUUGUGUCUAAUAUUACAGAAAGAGCAGCAUUACUUCACUGGAGUAAACCAAAGAAUUGUGCCAAUGCUGUAGAAUAUAUUAUUAAAUUACAUAAAUUAUAUCCACACGAAAUAUAUAAGGAACGGCAUUUUAUUAGUGCAGAAAAUUCUCUAGAGUAUUUCUAUACAGGACUAGAACCAAAAACUGCAUAUCAAUUUGAAAUUGUAGCUGGCAAUUUUCAGGGCAUUUCUGAAUCACUUAUGAGUUCAUUAUUUCUUACUAAAUCUUUAAAUUCUACUCUAGUGUAAUAUUUCGAAAAAAGAUUAUAAUAAAAAAUUCUCCGAAUUUUAAUUAUAUAUCGAAUAACAAUUCGACCUAGCUAAUUAUUUAUUUAUUUAACAUAUAAGUCGGCUUUAAUGGCAAAAAAGGCCUUCUUCCAGAAGUAUUAAAUUAAGCUUAUAAUGUAUUGUAAAUAUAAAAUAAAGUAAUUUUUUUAAAAUUGUGUGUUCAAUUACAAUAAUUUCUUUAAA
Messenger RNA from Leptopilina heterotoma, 914 nucleotides. RefSeq lists its product as uncharacterized. Gene Ontology annotation, molecular function: protein binding. The record is from RefSeq and is a predicted model, not a curated record. NCBI's taxonomy places the organism in Eukaryota, Metazoa, Arthropoda, Insecta, Hymenoptera, Figitidae. Bases 48 to 692 code for a protein of 214 amino acids. The transcript is spliced from 3 exons.